ACAAUAAAUAUUUCUGAUCUACUUAGCAUGGUGCCAAUGUCAAAUUCAGUUGUGUAUCGAUUUAAUCUGGACUCAGUCUUAAAAAUCAAUUUCUUAGAGUCACAGGAAACGCUCUUGCAAUAAAUUUGAAUUCGUUAAAAAGUAUACGCCGAGAAACUUUAUUUUUACGAUUUGCCAAUUGUUUGUUGUUAUAUCUCAUACUGAUGGAUCGCGUGGUUGGCAAUUUGGAGAACAAGUUCAAGUGUUUGGUGAAGGCAGAGGGAAAGGAAAUGGCCCUCAAGUUGGUGGGAUUCUACGCCGUCGGCUGGACCCUCCGCAAGUUGGUCAAGUGAAGGGCUCGCAUUCAAACCCUUUCUCAACCAGUUGACUGUCAGUCGUUUCAAUUUUGUCCCCCUUUAAAAAUUUAAUGUACAAAUAAAUUG
Molecule: messenger RNA, 422 nt
Organism: Drosophila rhopaloa
Lineage: Eukaryota; Metazoa; Arthropoda; Insecta; Diptera; Drosophilidae
Exons: 1
Coding region: 204-332 (42 amino acids)
Source: RefSeq, a predicted model, not a curated record